Molecule: messenger RNA, 999 nt
Organism: Arachis duranensis
Lineage: Eukaryota; Viridiplantae; Streptophyta; Magnoliopsida; Fabales; Fabaceae
Exons: 8
Coding region: 1-999 (332 amino acids)
Source: RefSeq, a predicted model, not a curated record
AUGAGAGAUGUAAAGCACCACAAUUUAAAGUACAUCAAUCCUACAAUCGACAAUUUGUGUGUACGUAUACGAGUGAUACAGUUAUGGACACUAUCAAAUUACGGAAAUUCUCCAUUGCCAUACUCAAUUGAGAUGGUUUGGCUCGAUGAAGACACGAUCUUUGACAAAGAGGUAAAACAAGUUUUGGGAAAGAGCUGUGUAGAGAUACUUGAUCCACUCCUAUUGAAAGGAGAUCUAUCGGAUACACCUACACUUUUACUCAACCUAAUUGAUAAGAUCUUUCUCUUCAUCGUUGAAGUUCAAAUAUCUGAUAAUCCACAUUUUUCCCCUUCUUAUAAAGUUAAGAAGAUAACUGAUAAUGUGGAUCUCAUAAAUAAAUUCAAAGAGGCUCACCGUAUUCAAAUUGGAGGAAAAAUACACGCCUCAGUUAAGAAGGCUUUUGUGUCUCGAUUCGUGAAUUUGCUGGAGGAAGGAAUAUCUUACCAAAUAAGAUAUUUUGGUGUUGGACUCAAUAAGGGUUACUUCAAGACUACACAUCAUGAAUACGUGGUUAAUUUAAACCAACGUACUGAUGUGCACAGACUUCCAGAAUCAAAAAUAAUGGAGUGUGCACUUCUUGGCAACUAUGUACAUGAAUUAAAUACUUUUCUGGGAUCUGACUGUAAGGAUGGAGCUGUUGUCGUCUUACAGUUUGUUAGAGUGAAGUUAUUUAACGAAAAGAUUGUUUUACAAAAUUUCAUAUAUGGCAUAAAGAUAUUCUUCAAUCUUGAAGAUACAACUGUCAUCCAAUUUAAAAAUAGAUUUGAAGAAUCUAGAGGUAAUAUUGGCAGAAUUUCAAAUGAGGCUGCAUUCUUAAAAAUUUAUCAAGGCAAAACCAUCGAACAGUUAAAAGAAUUCGAUACGACUGGUGGUACGGCCAAUGUGAAUGCAACAGGUCCACAUAUGCUUUUACAAAAACUUUCAAAUGUUAAAGUUGUGGCCGUCUCCUUUUAUCUAUAA